Molecule: messenger RNA, 1605 nt
Organism: Trypanosoma conorhini
Lineage: Eukaryota; Euglenozoa; Kinetoplastea; Trypanosomatida; Trypanosomatidae
Product: putative serine/cysteine trypsin-like peptidase
Exons: 1
Coding region: 1-1605 (534 amino acids)
Molecular function (GO): protein binding
Source: RefSeq, a predicted model, not a curated record
AUGGCAACGGCGCUGACGAGCAGCAACAGAAGGAACAUCCCGGCGGUGUGCCGGAUUCGCGGCCGUGGGUCGGCAUUGCUUGUCUCGCCAGGUAUUUUGCUGACAUCCCGGCAUGUCGUAAGCUCUUCGGAGGCGGCCGCGCAGCUUAGCGCCGUUUUCUUUGAGGGCUCUAAGAAAAAGCCAGUGGAGGUGAGGCUGCUGCCGCAGAAGCUCUUCUUUGCCGCCUGCUACCCAGACUACACGGACUACUGCCUUGUGGGAUGUGAGGAGUAUGGCAUAUUUAAUGUCACGCCGGUGAACCUUCCGCUGACGCAAAAUGACUGGGCCCCCGUGCGGGAAGGCGAUAUCGUCCUGGUGGUGCAGCAUCCCAUCUGGGAGGGCGGCGUUGGAGACGGCGCGGCCAACACCGACAACCCCGAGGAAGAUGAGAAUCCUGCAUCCCUAGAGGUUAAACGAUUCGAAGAGGUGCUGCGUUGCCGCAAUGACUUAUUUUACCUGAAGGCCAACGGGAAUGUGCGAACAGCGGGUUGUCCUGCAUUUAACGAGUGUGGCCAACUUAUUGGUAUGCAGUCACAGUUGCGCUCGGAGGGAGAAGGUGUGGUGAACCGGGUGGUCUCAAUUUCCUCCGUCGUGAAGCAUCUCUUUGCAAACAAAAUGUUGCGAAGUAUUAAACAAAAAAACACAUUCGAAGAGGUAUGGAGUACGUGGUACGUCAAGGAUGACAUUUCGCGAAUUGUGUUAAUUCUAGUGAACUUUGAAGAUCGCGAGAUUGCCCGUGCCACAGCGGCAAAACUGUGUGAGCACACGUGUUCCCCAAAUCUUAUCGGAAGCGUGGUGGCAUCUGGCGGCGUCCAGUGCAUCCUUUCCAGCCUACACCGAUUUAAUGAGGACAUCGAAAUGGUAGGCGCAUGCAUCCGUGCCAUGUGGAAUGUCAGUUUUGAGGAGACAAACGCCCAACGAUUGCUUGUAGAAGGAGGUGGUAUUGAGAUGAUUCUUGACGCCAUGGAAAAGUAUCCUGAGAACGAGGAAAUUGCAGAGUUUUCAGUCGUUGUUCUGCAUAAUAUUUCUACAGGAAGCAGCAAGCCGGACUUCUCUGGAGCCCUCGGUAAUCGUGCGCUGCUGCUCGUGCACGCCGCCCUGCAACGCUUCAAGGAGACAACGGUCCUCCAAAAAUUUGGUUUCAGCUUCUUUACCACACUUCUCCUCGUCAACCAGGGGAACGCCGAGACACUUGUGAAGUUGAACAUCGUGGAGCAUGCCGUCUACUUGGCGGAACGGAAGCAAGACCAGGUAUUUCUUAUGGAGGCCCUUAUGCAUUUUGUCGGGGAACUCGCGCAACACAGGAAAGCUAUUGAUCUUUGUUUUGUGAGUGGUGGACUCGCAUCCAGUGCUGGGCGACACGUUAUUGAAGUACUCACGUCCCUCCUGAUUGAAAUUAUGUUCAAGUACCAAGAGAUGGACACCAUCUUACUGCAAGGCAACCGCGCAUUGUGGGGCAUUGGCAACGACAUGACGUGUAGGGCAAUGAUUUUGCAGCACCCCAUGAGCUACGAGGCUCUAAAACUUUCCCUGCCUGCGCUGAUGGCCAAGGCAAGGGUGACAUAG